Messenger RNA from Paramecium octaurelia, 1551 nucleotides. The record is from the annotation of a GenBank genome assembly. NCBI's taxonomy places the organism in Eukaryota, Ciliophora, Oligohymenophorea, Peniculida, Parameciidae.
AUAUAUUAAAUGCAGCCAACAUAAGAUAAAGACAUUCUAGACUUUAUGGCUUUGACUGGAUGUUAAGAUGAAUAAAAAGCCUUAUAAUAUCUGUAAAUGGGAGACAAUAAAUUAGAAGUAGAAAUUUACGAUUAAUUUUUAGAAUGCUAUUCAGCUUUAUCUUGACUUAGAAGGUUAACCAGUUUUGAGCUAACAAUCAAGUGUUUAAUCUACAAGGUCACCGUAGUAAUAAAAUCAACAAUAAUUUCUAAAUUAGUAAGAUGUUAAGGAAGGUAUAAUAUAUUCUUAGAAAUAGUAAACACUAUGAUUUUUAAUGAAAACAAUCCUCCACCUGAAUUAAUACGUUAGAGAUCAGCUCCAGAUUCAUCUCUGGCUGAAAAAUAUAAAAAAUAUCAAGAGGAUAAAAGAGCUAAUGAUGAUGGUAUAAUUAAAAAGACAUUUAAGUACGGUUGGAGUGCUUUAACCUACAUAUGUAUUUAUAAUUUUAAUAACGAUUUAGUCAAACGAGAACCAAAUCAUGGAUUAACAUUCUAAACAUACAUUUAACAACAAUAGAUUUAAACAGAGAUUAAUUUUUAAAUGGGCAACUUUAAUGAUAACCUAAAGAGAGCCCACGAAGAGACUAAACCUUUAUUGAUAUAUUUGCACAAUCAAUAAGCAUUAUUUACAUUCGAGAAAAUGAUAAGCUGUAAAAAUUUUGUUACAAUCAUUCGAAAAAACUAUCACAUUGUGGGAUUUUUGGAAAGCCCUCAGGUCUAUGAAUUAUUACCAGUCAAACCUCCACCUCCCACUAUUCUAAUUUAUAGGUUAGAUUUAACUGAAUAAGCUAUCUUGAUGGACACUGUACAACUGUCUCCUGAAACUAACUUUGAAGAAUUAGCAGUCAAAUUGAAAACUCUAAAGGGACAAUUUAAUAAAUAAUAUAUCGUUGAAGAUCAAGUAAAGAGAGAAUUUAAUGCACCAUAAUAUCUUCCAAAUUAUUAUGGUCAAUAAUAGUAAUAACAACAAUAAUAAUAAAAUUUUGAAAGGAGAUAGUAAGAAAUAUAGUAAAGAGAAAGAGAAUAAUUGAUAAGAUAAUAAUAAGAAGCCUACAGAAUUGCAGAGUAAUAGGCAGCAGAGAAAAAAAGAAAAGAAGAAGAAUUAAAAUAAUUAGAGGAACAUAGAUUAUUAGAAUAACAAUAAUUAAUUGUAAGGAAAAACAUUAAUUUUAGGAAUAAAGACUGUUAUAAAAAGCUACUAUGUUAUCAAACUUACCAGAUGAACCAGAAGGUGAGGAAGGCAUUGAAAUUUUAUUUAGAUUUGUGCAUGCAACCAAAACUAGAAGAUUCAAUUUUAAUGAUAAAAUAUAGGUAUCACUUUCAAUCUAACUAUUAGUCCAUAUUUGAAUUUGCAUUAAGUUAGGAGGAUGAUUGUUUCAAUGAUCCUAAUUCAAACAUAGACCUUAUUUAGAAUUUUCCAAGGUUAUCUUUGAAAGAUAAAAAGGAUGAUAUUAUAAGUGAUGUGUUUACAGAUGCAAAUAAGGUAUAAUUAAUUGUAGAAGAAUGUGAAUGA